Molecule: messenger RNA, 4582 nt
Organism: Triplophysa dalaica
Lineage: Eukaryota; Metazoa; Chordata; Actinopteri; Cypriniformes; Nemacheilidae
Gene: dnmt3bb.1
Product: DNA (cytosine-5-)-methyltransferase 3 beta, duplicate b.1
Exons: 23
Coding region: 400-2892 (830 amino acids)
Biological process (GO): negative regulation of transcription by RNA polymerase II
Cellular component (GO): nucleus
Molecular function (GO): DNA binding; DNA (cytosine-5-)-methyltransferase activity, acting on CpG substrates
Source: RefSeq, a predicted model, not a curated record
AUUUCAAGUGCAGCAUGAUCGCACAUGUCUGACAGUGUAGAUUACCUUACGCAAACUUACAUGUAUUAUUUGUUAGUUUUUUAAGUCAUGCAACGACUAUUAACCAUUUUUUUAAGGUCUUUCCUUUUGCGAAAGACUUGGAACAACACGUGAUUUAUCGAGCGUGCAUGUUUGAGGCGAGUUGAAAUUUAUAGGUGAUUAUGUAAGUGACGCGAGGGCGAUAAGACGUUUAUAACUGUUUGCAAAUAAAAGUAGUUUUCUAUAUUUGUGGAGGAUUUAUAUGCGUAAUAAGAUAGUUUGUGAUCGGAUUUCCAAGUUCUCAUCAAAAUCCAGAUGUGUGCACGCAGAUGCAUGUGCGUAUGAACCGGACAGAGAAUAAAGAAGGCUGAAAAAAUUGUGAUGCCAACCAACAAGUACACAUCCGCUAUCAUGGCGGAAAGUGACAAGAUGACUGCCACGGCUGCUGUAAAUGGUGAUGCGGCUGUGGGAGAGGGAGUGUCGCAGAACGACAGCGGUCUGGAAAUGACCAGUGAGAACAGCCCGCUGACCGCAGCAGAGCCACCUUCACCUUUUAGUCCCAAACUAAACGGAGGCGCGGCCUCACCCGCAGAGGAGAGUGUAAACAGCAUGAGAAGAAAGAGAUCUCGUAAGCGCUCAGAAACAGAGGAGGACAGUGCCUGGGACUCUUCAUACAGUGAGGAAAAAGUUGAUGUCGAGUCCGGUUGUGAGACAGGUUUGCGACAAAGGCCUCGUCCCAGGACCAUCUUUCAGGCUGGACUGACAGCCCGCAGUAAACCCCGGAAUAGAGAAAGUGGGCUGAGCAAACAAGAGCAAAACAACCUGUCUAGUGUCUGGUCUCGUUGGUAUAAGGGUCUUGUCACUCCUCCAGCUACCACCUCUAAGGAAAAUUCUGAUUAUGAGGUUACUGAAGGCGCCGUUCUUGAACUGAUGGAGCAAGACUCUAAAGACUCUGCACAAAGCAGUUCCACCUCCACAUACACCACCGACACAGCCAGCCAACCAGAGUACAAGGAUAAUAAAGGUUUUGGAAUUGGAGAGUUAGUCUGGGGCAAAAUAAAAGGUUUUUCCUGGUGGCCAGGUAUGGUGGUGACCUGGAGAGCAACAGGGAAGAGACAAGCCUCACACGGCAUGCGCUGGCUGCAGUGGUUUGGAGACGGAAAAUUCUCAGAGGUGUCCGCCGACAAACUGGAUUCCAUCACAGCCUUCCCAAAGUUUUUCAACCAGUCAUCUUACACCAAGCUGGCCUCCUAUCGUAGAGCCAUAUUCCAGGCCCUGGAGGUUGCCAGUAUACGUGCAGAGAAGACAUUUCCUCCCUGCGAGUCAGACAGUGUUGAAGAACAGAUAAAGCCCAUGCUCGACUGGGCUCACGGCGGCUUUCUGCCCAAGGGUCAGGAGGGCCUGAAACCAAGAGAAGACACGGCUGAGUAUUGUGUUUUUCCCCUGGCCUCAGAGAGCUCACCACAGCUGGACUCUGGCCCUCCAGAAUUUCCCCCAGCUGCCAAAAGAGCUCGACUUAGCAUCUGCAAGGCCAAACCUGGCACUGAGGACGUCUACAGCAGAGAACAAAUGGUCAAUGAAGUUUUGAAGAAUCACAGAAGUAUAGAAGAGUUUUGCCUUUCUUGUGGAAAAACGAGAGUGGCAACCUUCCAUCCCCUGUUUGAAGGAGGCCUUUGCCUAACAUGCAAGGAAGUUUAUUUAGAGAUCUCCUACAUGUAUGAUGACGACGGCUACCAGUCGUAUUGCACCGUGUGCUGUGGAGGAAGGGAGGUGCUGCUGUGUGGAAACGCUAACUGCUGCAGGUGUUUCUGUGUGGAUUGUCUGGAUAUAUUGGUGGGUGCGGGAGCAGCUAACAGCGCCCGUGAUCUGGAUCCGUGGCGCUGUAACAUGUGUCAGCCAUUGCAGCAGUACGGUGUGUUGAAGAAACGUCACAAUUGGAGCUUUAAACUGCAGGAGUUCUUCGUCAGUGACAACGGACAGGAGUUUGAAAGUCCAAAGAUUUACCCUGCGGUUCCGGCAGAGCAGAGACGUCCAAUCAGAGUGCUUUCACUUUUUGAUGGCAUUGCCACAGGUUAUUUGGUGCUUCGAGACCUGGGCUUUAAGGUUGACUUGUACAUUGCAUCAGAAGUAUGCGAGGACUCCAUUUCAGUGGGUGUCGUCCGGCAUGAAGGAAAAAUUCAGUAUAUGCACGACGUUCGCAACAUUACCAGGAAAAAUAUCGCUGAGUGGGGGCCCUUUGACUUGGUGAUUGGUGGAAGUCCCUGUAAUGAUCUUUCAAUUGUCAACCCAGCCAGGAAAGGUCUGUAUGAGGGAACCGGACGGCUGUUUUUUGAGUUUUACCGCCUCUUGAGUGAAGCUAAACCAAAGGAAGGGGAAGACCGUCCUUUUUUCUGGAUGUUUGAGAACGUGGUCGCCAUGAGCAUCAACGAUAAAAGAGACAUCUCGCGAUUCCUGGAGUGUAACCCUGUGAUGAUUGACGCCAUCGAGGUGUCAGCUGCUCACAGGGCUCGGUACUUCUGGGGAAACCUACCGGGAAUGAAGAGACGUCUAUGUGCCUCUGGGAUGGAUAAAUUAGAGCUUCAGGACUGUUUGGAACAUGGCCGUGUGGCCAAGUUUGGCAAGGUACGCACCAUCACAACCCGGUCCAACUCCAUUAAGCAAGGCAAAGAUCAACAUUUCCCUGUCAUGAUGAACGGCAAAGAGGACAUCCUGUGGUGCACAGAGCUGGAGAGGAUUUUCGGCUUCCCCAUCCACUACACGGAUGUGUCCAACAUGGGUCGCGGUGCCAGACAGAAGCUGCUGGGACGGUCUUGGAGUGUACCUGUGAUCCGACACCUGUUUGCCCCACUCAAGGACUACUUUGCUUGUGAAUAGCACCUGUAGCAUCAUACAGCAAAUACAUCAAACAUAAUGGCAACGUACAAAACCAAACGUCCUGAUUAAAACAACAAGGACCUCUUGGAUACUCAUUUAUCUCCCAGAUUCGUUCUCAGUUUGGAGAGUUAAGCUGAGAGGUUGGGUUGAGGACUGCUGACCGUCAGACCCAACGGUAGUAAGUAGACACUGUGGUGUGAUGUUUAGAACAUCGUUUGUUGACACAUGGUCAGCUUUUGUACUAGACGUUCGUAAACUUGAUGCGCCAUGUUUUUGAAGCUGUCAGUUAGAUUUGAUCAUUUAUUGUCAUCGUUUUGAAAGAGUUUUAAACAGUGCCUCACAAUUAUAUUUCAUUAUUUCAAAAAAUUGAACAAAACAAACUUCCACAGUACCUUCUUAAGCUAAAGCUAAUGCUAAAGAAUGUACAAACGGAACAAUUCUUAUCACAUAUAACGUCAUUAUAGAUUAUGGACGCUUGAAUGUGACAGAUUUCCAUUGUACUGAUGGCAUGAGAAAAUACUUGAAAUGUAUCAUUGCAAACUUGCAAACACCAAGCUGUGAGUCCUUACAAAACAAAGCUCAAGGGAUGAUUUUACCAUGCCUGAAUAGUUUUACUUUAAUUGUUUCAUUCCCCAACUAGACACUGAGACAGUGUAGUGCUUAAACAGGUGACAUUCCCUCUGUUGCACAAUAUUAAUAUAACAAGAAGGUGUGUCUGUGAGCAGAACUACAGGGCAUUAGCCUCCGCUAAACAUUACAGAAUCUUCUCCAUGACUUGUUAGAUAGAGAUGAUAAGUGUACUGUAUUUAACCUUGAAAUUAUUGUUUACAAACUUUAACACAUUUCUCGAGUUUUUGUAUAUUCCUUAAAUUGUUCGUCGUUUUGUAGAUCGACCUCUGUUACGAGGGACUGUAUUGAAAACCGUGAUGUGCUCUCAUAUAGAUGCACUUUCUUUUUACUCGUUUUUCAUAGUUGUUACAGUUUUCUAAAACAUUGUAUCACUCUAUGAUUGUUGGUAACAAGCACUCUGAUUCUUGAACUCAAAUGCCUUAAAAACAAUGAUGUGUGGUGCUUUUUGAAGAAAAACUCUACAGCCUACCUUGCAGGGUUUUAGGUUGUGAAGAAAUUGUCUUCCUUUUGUUUUAUAGAUUUAGUGCUGUAGCCCAAACUGUUAUACCACUAAUAUAUAUAUAUAUAUAUAUAUAUAUAUAUAUAUAUGCUUAAAACUACUGUCCAAACAAAAAGCUUGAAGUUUAAAGCAAUAUUAAUACAUUUCAUACAUUUUUUACUCUUUUUUUUUCUUAUUACUUUUUACUUCUUAAGACAUUUUAAGUGUUGGUCUGACAAGAAGAUGUAAAAACACCACAAAGAACAGCUUGUCUUUUCUCUUUUAUACUGUAGUGUAAUUACAAUUUUAAUAUCAUAGCCCUAAUAUUUUACUAACGAGAUCUUCCAAUUUUACAUAUGCUGUCGUUUUACUUGAUAUUUUACUUGUUUAUUUGAUAACAUUAUGAACACAUUAAUCUGUGCGUUUAAAUGUUAAAAGUACUUUAAACAGUCCCAUUUGUACAUUUUUUUACACAUUUUUCUUAUAGUUUUGCAUACAGUUCACUGUUUUUUGGGACUUACUGUGUAAAAAAAAUAACCAAAAAUGUUAACAUCAUGAGCAAAGUAAAUAAAGUUCAAGACU